GCGUUGCUUCUCCAUCCCUACUCACUGUCUCUUUUGUGCACGUCUCGUCUUUUCCUUCUGUCUCCACACUCCCAUCAACCGCCUUUGCCAUGGCCGACGUGACCGAUCCGAAGAUUAACGAAGCUUAUGAAGAUGUUCGCUCCAACAAAUCGGAUACGAACUGGGUGCUUAUUGACUACGAGUCCGACCGCUCCGAUAAGUUAGUCGUCACAAAAUCAGGCUCCGGUGGUCUCGAGGAGUUGCGCGAGGCUCUUGAUACAAACAAUGCGUCCUACGCUUACGCACGUGUCACCUACUCCAAUGAUAAGGAGUCACAGCGGGAGAAAUUCAUCUUUAUAGUAUGGAUCGGUCCGGGUUGCAAGGUCAUGAGGAAGGCUAAGAUCUCUGUGCACGCGGCAGACGUCAAGACAGUCCUACGCGUAUAUUCUAUUGAAGUUGCCGCUAGGGAGAAGGAUGACCUCAACGAAGAGCCUAUUGUGGUCCGCUUGCGCAAGGCCGGAGGUGCCAGCUACGAUGGUGUUUGA
This is a messenger RNA of Heterobasidion irregulare TC 32-1, 524 nucleotides long. RefSeq lists its product as uncharacterized. Gene Ontology annotation, molecular function: actin filament binding. Gene Ontology annotation, biological process: regulation of actin filament polymerization. Bases 90 to 524 code for a protein of 144 amino acids. The record is from RefSeq and is a predicted model, not a curated record. The transcript has 5 exons. Lineage: Eukaryota; Fungi; Basidiomycota; Agaricomycetes; Russulales; Bondarzewiaceae. Gene Ontology annotation, cellular component: plasma membrane; site of polarized growth; actin filament.